Molecule: messenger RNA, 2369 nt
Organism: Olea europaea var. sylvestris
Lineage: Eukaryota; Viridiplantae; Streptophyta; Magnoliopsida; Lamiales; Oleaceae
Product: serine/threonine protein phosphatase 2A 57 kDa regulatory subunit B' theta isoform-like
Exons: 3
Coding region: 588-2111 (507 amino acids)
Biological process (GO): signal transduction
Cellular component (GO): protein phosphatase type 2A complex
Molecular function (GO): protein phosphatase regulator activity
Source: RefSeq, a predicted model, not a curated record
UUUAGAAAAAAAUGAGUUCAGAACAGCCGCUUUGAUUGUUGCCUUUGUAUAUUUUUGUCUUCACAUCUCCUUUCUCAACUCAAUUCUUCUACAGCAAGUGGCUUUACAAUAAUGGGGUUUUGAGUUUCAAGUCAAAAGAUUCAAACUUUAUGCUUUGAUUUUGGUGAAAAGUGGGGUAUUUCGACAUGGGCACGAUGAAGCACACGGAUUUUGAUUGAAUUAUUAGUGGGAUUCUUGGGUUUCUGUAUACGGGGUGUUCCUUUGUAGAAAUCUUCUUGAUUGCCACUGUUUUCUUUUAUGGAUAAAUGAGCCUUUGACCUCUUCUUUGAGAAGGAUAAAGCUAGUGGAAGUUUAUUGUUUUCCUCCAAGAGGAUUGACAGAGAUUCAAAUUCUUGGUGAGUUCAAAGCAUUCAUCUUUUGCAACUUUAAUUAUCUCAUUUUGAUGAUUUUUACAUAUUGGUCUGUAGGCUGAUGUUGUAAGAAAUAGAGGUUGUCUUGGCAGACUUUGAUAAGAUUUGCAUAUUCUUUGAAUUUGAUAUCAUCUUCUGAGAGAUUUUGAGGGGUGAAUUUGGUGAUUUAAAUAAAAUAUGAUCAAACAGAUACUUAGUAAGAUUCCUAAGAAGAAUAUGAAAUCGGCUAGUGACUCGAGCUCCUCUUCAAAUUCUUCUAAUUCAAAGAGAAGUGAAGGAGGAAGUAAAAGAUUGAGUAGUGAGGUUGAUGGGGUUAUUUCAGCCCCUUUUUCUGCUAUGAGCAUUGGGAAUAAUUCAGAAGGUAACUUUCUUCGAGAUAAGAAUUUUAUGGUAAAUGGAAAUUUAGUUUCUGCUUCAUUCGAAGCAUUGCCAAGUUUUAGGGAUGUUCCCAGUUCUGAGAAGCAGAAUUUGUUUAUAAAAAAACUGAAGAUUUGUUGCAUUCAAUUCGACUUCACUGAUCCCACAAGGAACCUUAAAGAAAAAGAGAUCAAACGACAGACAUUGUUAGAGAUUGUGGAAUAUUUAACUUCUGCAAAUGUGAAAAUCUCGGAAACCAUAAUGCAAGAAGUUAUCAAGAUGGUGUCAGCUAAUAUAUUUAGGGAAAUUACUCAGCCACAGGAGAACAAGUUUGUAGAUGGUGUCGAUUUGGAAGAGGAAGGUCCUACAAUGGAUCCGGCAUGGACUCAUUUGCAAAUUGUGUAUGAAUUUUUGCUAAGGUUCAUUGCAUUACCAGAAACUGAUGCAAAGAUAGCUAAAAAAUACCUUGAUCAUUUCUUUGUCCUCAAACUGCUCGAUCUUUUUGACUCUGAAGAUCCCCGAGAGAGGGAAUACUUGAAAACCAUAUUACAUCGCAUCUAUGGGAAGUUUAUGGUACAUCGACCCUUUAUCCGAAAUGCUAUCAACAACAUAUUUUAUUGUUUUAUUUUUGAGAACGAAAAGCAUUAUGGCAUUGCUGAAUUUCUUGAGGUGCUUGGGAGUAUAAUUAAUGGAUUUGCUUUGCCACUGAAAGAAGAACAUAAACUCUUUUUAGUACGGACAUUAAUUCCCCUGCACAAACCCAAAAAUUUGUCAGUGUACCACCAGCAGCUAUCUUAUUGUGUUACACAAUUUUUAGAGAAAGACUGCAAGAUUGCUGAUACUGUUGUACGGGGACUUUUAAAGUACUGGCCAGUUACUAAUAGCUUGAAGGAAGUCUUGUUUCUUAAUGAGCUGGAGGAAGUUUUAGAAGUGACCCAGCCACCAGAAUUCCAACUAUGCAUUGUUCCGUUGUUUCGUCAAAUUUCUCAUUGCUUGAACAGUUUGCACUUUCAGGUUGCAGAGAGAGCUUUGUUCCUGUGGAACAACGAUCAUAUAGAGAACCUAAUCAAACAAAAUCGUGAAGUUAUACUGCCUAUUAUUUUCGCUGCUCUGGAGCAAAAUGCUAGACACCACUGGAAUCAGUCCGUCCACAGUUUGACACUUAAUGUGCGCAAGAUCUUUUACGAUCUCGACCCUGAUCUAUUUGAGGAGUCCUUGCUCAAGUUUCAGGAAGAUGAAUCAAAGGAAGGCGAACUCAAAGAGAGACAUGAAGCCACAUGGAAAUGCCUUGAAGAACUUGCUGCUGAAAGAGCUGCAAGUAAUGAAGCUGUGCUUGUUUCUUAGAGACAAGCGAGACUUCAUUUUUUUCUCUAUUUAUUUACGUUCGAAAGGAUGAUUAUUUUGUUUCUCGUUUUCAUUUCCCUUCUCCCUCUUUUUUCCAUCUCGAACAGGAGCUAUGGCUGCUGGCAUCACAUUUUAUUCUUUAGACAGGUCUUAUAAUUUCAGUUCCAUGGAUUAGCAAAUGAGCUUUUCAAAGAUUGUUGUUGAUUCAUAUAUAAUAGGUGUAACUUUAUAAAGGAGCAAGUCGGUCCCCAGUCUCUC